CAGAUGUUGAUAAAGCAAAAAAAGAUGCAGCGGAUGCAGGAACAAAAUUAGAAAGUGAUAUUGUUCAAGUAGCAACAGACUUAAGUACAGUAAAAGGAAAUGUAGAUAAGUUAGUUACUGCAAUUGGUGCUGCACAAAAAGUAGUUAAUGGAAUUACUAGUAACGCUGAUACAGCAGAUAAACUUAAGGAAGCCAAAGGAAAACUUAACAUUGCUGCAGAUGAUGCAACAGAAGCUCAGACUCAAUUAAAAAAAGUGGAUAUUGAUGAAAUUAAAAAAAAGGAAGGUAAUGACCUAAAGACAGCAAUUAAAGAUGCAAAAACUGCAAUUGAAGCUGCACAAAAGAAAAUUGAUGGCGGGUCUGCAGGAGGGGCUAUAGCAAAUUUAAAACUGGCAGAAACUGCUCUAAAAAAUGUUAAGGAUAAUUCUGAUAAUGCAAUUACUCCUCCUACAGAAUUAGGAGAUGCAACAACUGCUGCAACAGAUGCAAAAACUGCAUUUGGUGAUGGUAGUUCAGGACUUGCUAAAAAUAUAGACACAGCAGAAACAGAUUAUGCAGAUUAUUUAACAGCAGAGACAAAAGCUGCUAAUACUAAAGUAGGGACAUCACCUAUCGCUACAGCUGCAAAAGCUGCUUGUCCUAAAAUUACAGAUACAAAAACAGCUGAUGAAGGUAAAGUUAAAGAAUGUUUUGCAGAUGGAUUUAAAAACUAUGACUUUAUCAAUGCGCUUUUGAAAAACAUUCCAAAUACAGGAAAAGAUGUUUUAACUCAAGAUGCGGGUAGUUUUAAUGGUUAUGCUGAUAAGUUAACUGAUUCUACAAAUACAGAUAAAUUAGCAUCUGCUAAUUUUUACUAUAAAUUAGUUGGUACUGUUUGUGGUUUUGCACCUUUUGAUGGUGAAAAAAAUAAGUUACCUGAAGGUACAAUAAAAUGUUAUGAACAAGCUAACAAAGUUGCAGUUGCAAUCUUAAGUGACUCUAAUUGUGGUAGUGAUAAGUUAAAUAGUGGUGCUGUUACAGAUGGUUGUUAUAAUGCACUUGCUGGUAAAAUUGGAGAUCUAUAUAAUAAUGGUGAUACAGAUGGUAUGUUCAUAGAUAUUAGCCAUGCAUAUCCAGAUGAUGUUGUUACAGUUUAA
Molecule: messenger RNA, 1136 nt
Organism: Trichoplax adhaerens
Lineage: Eukaryota; Metazoa; Placozoa; Uniplacotomia; Trichoplacea; Trichoplacidae
Exons: 1
Source: RefSeq, a predicted model, not a curated record